Drosophila grimshawi is the source of this 4961-nucleotide messenger RNA. It is a transcript of the gene rempA, whose product is annotated as intraflagellar transport protein 140 homolog. Gene Ontology annotation, cellular component: intraciliary transport particle A; ciliary basal body; axoneme. Gene Ontology annotation, biological process: intraciliary retrograde transport. The coding region runs from base 216 to 4775 and encodes 1519 amino acids. The record is from RefSeq and is a predicted model, not a curated record. The transcript has 5 exons. NCBI's taxonomy places the organism in Eukaryota, Metazoa, Arthropoda, Insecta, Diptera, Drosophilidae. Gene Ontology annotation, molecular function: protein binding.
AUUGUGAAAUAAUCGCUGUUGAAGUAUUUCUAGAAUGUUGUAACUAAUUGACAUACAGUCCAGGGCUGACAAAAUGCUGGACAAACUGAGCAAGGUGCAUAAAGGAGCUAGAGGAAUUGCUAUGGCAACCGUUGCCUGUUAUGGUCAGCGGCUAAAGAAAAGAGAACAACUUUUGCGCCGCAUAGAAGGCACAUUGAAUUGCACGAAUCGCAAAGAUGACUCUCUAUUUUGAUACAAAAAUCGAGUUCCUCGACUCGGAUGCGGUGAGCACCAUAAGCAGCUGGCAUCCAAAUGAACCGCUCUUUGCCGUUGCCUCCUACAGUCACGAGCGCGGCGGAAGUGUCACCAUAUUCGCGGAUACGGGUGAACCGCAACGGGAUGUCACAUAUCCAGUUCAUGCCACUUCACAGGCAACGGCUCUGUGUUGGCAUCCGGAGAAGGCGCUCCUGGCCACUGGGUGGGAGCAUGGCGACAUACAUGUGUGGUUUGCCGGCCAUCGUGAGUUCGCAACCGUUAGUGGUCCCCACAAGGCGCCCAUUGUGCUGCUAGAGUUCAGCGAACAAGGCGGCCGCAUGGUUACAGCGGAUGCCAUGGGAUUGGUAACCGGUUGGCGCUGUGAUGGCCAAUACCAGUUUCUCACCAUGUUCUCGCAUGAUCUACGCGAGGCUCUGCUAUUGAUCUGCUUUCGCCGCACUGUCGAGAGCGAGGUGCGUGAGGAGAUGGCCAGUCUGGCCAAGGCAGCGGUAGCUGGGGACGAGAAUGCCCUGGACACGCUCACCAACUGGCGGCCACGCACUGCCGCACGUGGUCAUGCAGGUGUGCAGGACAACCACUGCUUCUAUGCGUGCACGCAGGGUGGUGUCGCCUACUACAUAAACCAGGGCGGCACCUGCACCGAGGUGAUGAAGAGCGGCCCUCACCAGCCAUCCAUUCUGCAGAUGCUGUGGCAUCCCAAAAAAGAUGCAGUUAUCUGUCUGAUGGAUGACUUGACCAUUACGCUGUACCUUGUGGAAUCCACGGGCAUUCUGACAGAACUGGAUCGCGUUAAGUUGAGUGGACGUGGCACUAACAAAAACGGUGCCAUUGCCUGGGCAGGCAACAGCUUGGCCAUUAUCACCGGCGAUCUGACGGUGCGCAUUUGGGACAUCGAACGCAGUGAUAAUUAUCUGCUCAAGAUGAAUUUACCCAGCUACAGUCUUGCACGCAUGAGCUCAUCUAUGUCGUCUAGUCAGAGCAAUCUAGUAAUGACAGCCACCUCUUCAUCCAACAAUAAUGCCUUCUUUAGCCAGGAUAGCAGUGGCGAGAGCAACGUUAAUAAUUUGCCCAGGAAGAUAUCGAAAUAUUCGAAGCUCUCCACCGGCGAAUCGUUCACCUGCCUUGCUUACAGCACCAGCAAUCAAACGCUGUGCGCUGCAACGAAUCUGGGAAAUCUGUAUACAUGGAAGCGUUCGGUGAGCUGCUUUGUCAGCGCUCCCGAGGAUGCCUGGCAGUUGGGUAACAUAUCAACGCUGUCGCGACAGGGCGCAGUCAAGAGCUGCACUUGGGGCUACAAUGAGCUAACGAAGCCCUGCAUUCUCGUCAAUUGUUUGUCGAGUGUUUUUAUGCUCAAGGAGCAGCCACUUCUGGCGAGUCACACGCGAACCUUGUGGGCACUGCAGUGCUCCGCCAAGAGUGUCCAGUUGACGCACUGCAGCGGACGACAUUGCACGGUUCAAGCGGAUUUUGCAGUGACGGCCUUGGCUCUCAACGAACUCAGCUUGGUUGUGAGCAAUGGUCGCUCCAUCUCCUCAUACAGCCUGCAGAAGAUCGAAAAGAGUUUGGAUGAGUUUGAUGAAAUACUGGAGGCAUCCGGCGCUGGUUCCGCUGCCUCCGUAAAGAGCUCCCCGGCGCUGAAUGUGAAGCUCAUGCAAACGUUUCAAGCCGAGUGUUUGACUCUCUGUCUGCACAAUCAGAACAUCUUCUGUUUGACCAGCAGCGAUAUUGUCAUCUAUUCCGUUGGAGGCGUCGUUCUGCACCGGAUUCUCGGCAAUGAUAUUGAGGGCAAGAUCAUUGGAAUGGAUUUGACAGCCUGCUAUUUGACCGUAUUUACCAUGAAUGGUUAUGUGAAAGCCUAUGAUGUGACCCGACAUGAUCCCAAGCUAUUGUUUCCCAGCAAAUCGGGUCACGAGAUAUUCGAUGACUUUGGCGAAUUUAUUCUGGCCAAGUGCAAUAGUCUGGGCAGUCACCUGGCAUUGGUCAUUGCCAAUAGCAGCUUUACGCCCUCCGCUACCGUCUACUGCUGGGACUUUGAGCGUAACAAUCUCUUCGAUCAUCAGCUGGGUAAGGACGAGCAGGAAACGGAGAAAGAUGCAGGCGCCAAGUCAAGUUUGCCUGUACGCAUAGUCUGGGACACGGAGGAGCCACGUCUGCUGGCCGUCGAGAUCAAAUCGAUGAUUAUGUUGACACAAAAACCGAGUCGCCAGCAGCCUACUCACUACGUGGAGUCCCAGGUGCUCGUCAUGUUCUAUUCAGAGAAGAGCGAAGGCAAACUGAACGUGCUGGAAACUCAGGAUCUCUCUACCGGAUCACAACUUUUGAAUCUCUGUGUGCCUAGCGUUGUCUGUCUGCAGGUGAACACUGUGAAGGAGCAGCCGCUGAAGGAUUUCACGGAUCUGCAGCAAUGUGAUGCCAACACGAGGAGACAGGUGCUCAAUUUUAGUUUGCAUGUGGCCGAGGGUCAAAUGGAUUUGGCUUUUCGUUGCGUACGCUCGAUCCAAUCGAAGGUGAUUUGGACGAAUCUGGCCAAGAUGUGCGUGCACACGAGUCGCCUGGAUGUGGCCAAGGUGUGCAUGGGUCACUUGGAGCAGGCGCGAUCGGUGCGUGCCCUGCGGCAGGCAAUGGAAGAUGAUGAUCUUGAACCGGAGGCUAAGGUUGCUGUACUCGCCAUCGAGCUGGGCAUGGUCGAGGAGGCUAAACAGCUAUAUAAACGCUGCAAGCGUUUCGAUCUCCUCAACAAGCUGCUCCAAGCCACCGGGCAGCUGGAUGAGGCGCUUCAGGUAGCGGAAUCCGAGGAUCGAAUACAUCUGAAGCACACUUAUUAUCAGAAGGCGCAGGCACUGCGUGAUCGUGGUGACAUCCAGGGUGCUCUGGAGUUCUACGAGAAGACCCAGAAUCCGGUGCAGAAUAUCACACAACUAUUGCUGGAGAACCCCAUGGCCAUGAAGCGCUAUAUACAGACGACCACCGACCCGAAGCUGCUCAAGUGGUGGGGCCAGUAUGUAGAGAGCUCUGGGGAUAUGGAUGCGGCUCUGGCAGUCUACAACAAAGCCGAGGAUUGGUUUUCGCAAGUUAAGAUACUCUGCUAUCUGGGCAAAAUAUCGAAAGCGGAUGCAAUAGCUCGGCAGUCUGGAGAUCGGGCAGCCUGCUAUCAUCUCGGCAGACACUACGAGAAUGUGGGCAAGUUCCAGGAGGCGAUAAUGUUCUAUACGCGCGCACAGACGUUCAGCAAUGCGAUACGCAUCUGCAAGGAGAACGACUUUCAGGAAGAGCUCUGGACAGUGGCCAGUUCCUCUCGAAGCAGGGACAAAGCCAUUGCGGCUGCUUACUUUGAGGAGUGCGGUAACUUUAAGUAUGCCGUGGAGCUAUAUCAUCGGGCGGGCAUGCUUCACAAGGCGUUGGAAAUGGCAUUUGAGUCGCAGCAGCCGGAAAUACUCGAGAUUAUAGCCAGCGAACUGAAUGCAGAGUCGGAUGGGGAGUUAAUUAAUCGCUGUGCUGAUUUCUUCGCCAGCAUUGAGCAGUAUCAAAAGGCUGUCCAGCUGCUGGCCAAGACCAAGCAUCUGGAGCGCGCACUGGGCAUUUGCCUGGAGAAGGGUGUACCUGUCACCGAGGAACUAGCUGAUAUGCUAACGCCCAGCAAGGAGGACUUUGAGGAGCUCACACGCACUGGUAUUCUCAUCCAGCUGGGUGAGCUGCUUCAGCAGCAGGGCGACUAUCACAGCGCCACCAAAAAGUUCACCCAGGCGGGUGAUAAAGUGAGAGCCAUGAAAUCUUUGCUGAAGUCGGGCAACACUGACAAGAUCAUCUUCUUCGCCUCGAUGUCGCGACAGCGUGAGAUCUACAUAAUGGCGGCCAACUAUCUGCAGGCUCUCGACUGGCAGAGUGAUUCGGGCAUUCUCAAGCACAUCGUCAGCUUCUAUAGCAAGGGACAGGCUUAUGAUUCGUUGGCCAAUUUUUAUGCCAUUUGCGCUCAGAUCGAGAUUGAGGAGUAUCAGGACUAUGAGAAGGCUCUGACGGCCAUGCAGGAGGCAGCCAAGUGUCUGGAGAAGCUAAGUCACGCCCAGCACGCCUACAACAAUCUGCAGCGUACCGUUGCAGACGUCAGGAGCAUCCUGGAGAUGCAGCAGGCUCUGCGUGCCGGCGAUAAUCAGGCCGUUAUUGGCUCCUGUCGCAGUAUGCUGAUUAAACCCGAGCAGCCGCCAAUUCGCCACUCCCACAUUCUGGCCAUGCUGGUGCGUGCCCUGGUCUACGCCAAGCAGUUUCCCGAGGCGGGACGUGCACUCAAGGAACUGGCCGUAAAGGACAAUUCGUGGAGUGCCUCUGGCUUAGUGGAUAGAGCGCUGGUUCAGCGCGUUGCCAAGGAAUGCGAUUUGGACUUUGAUUUAAUCUGGAACUCGGGACGUCAAGUGACCGCCUCCACAACGGCAACGGCAGCCACAACUAUAACGAUGACGACAACUCCAACGGCGACCAGCGAUGACGAAGCGGAUGAUGAGGAAAUCAGAGAGGAACUCCACUGAACUGACGCUAAUCAUUGAUCCAACACUCAGCAAUUGCUAUGAGUAACGAGAGCUAUUUUAAUCUGUAGACCUAGUUAACCUAUAUUAUGAUUUACUCAUUGGGUCCCUUUCGAUCUGGACUUGCUUUAAAUCAGAAUAGUGAAAGUGAUGAGAAAUAAAAUGUUUUUCUUUAUGAAUUCAACCCAA